Messenger RNA from Erinaceus europaeus (western European hedgehog), 2116 nucleotides. It is a transcript of the gene IL17D, whose product is annotated as interleukin 17D. The record is from RefSeq and is a predicted model, not a curated record. The transcript is spliced from 3 exons. Gene Ontology annotation, biological process: inflammatory response. Bases 289 to 849 code for a protein of 186 amino acids. Lineage: Eukaryota; Metazoa; Chordata; Mammalia; Eulipotyphla; Erinaceidae. Gene Ontology annotation, molecular function: cytokine activity. Gene Ontology annotation, cellular component: extracellular region.
GGGGAAGGAGGAAGAAAGGCGAGCGACCUGGCAAGCCGGCGGGGUCCUGGCUUUUACCCGCAGAGCCAGAGCCUGGGCGCGUGCUGCAGAGGCGGGUCCCGGCGCGGGUCCGAGCAGCUGGACUCACAGUUUCGGGGCGCAGUCGUCGCGGGGGGCGGAGGCGGGGGCAGCCGCGGGGGUUCCCGGAGGCGUGUCCGUGGCCCAGCAUGGCGCCCCCGCCCUGAGCCCGCCACCAGCAGACCACGGACGGACGGACUGACGGACGGAGGACAGACGGACAAACGGACGAUGCGGGCGCUGGUCUGGCUGCUGCUGGCCGGCGCGGUGCGGGCGCUGCCGCCGGGGAGCGCCCCGAGGACCGGACGGCGGCGCUGCGCCGAGCGGCCCGAGGCGCUGUUGGAGCCGCUGUUCGGGCGGCUGGCGGCUGGCGUGCUGGGCGCCUUCCACCACGCGCUGCAGCCGGGCCCGCGCGCGCGCAACGCCAGCUGCCCGGCUGGGGGCGCCGCCCUGCACCCGCACCCGCCCACGCACCUGCGCAGCGUGGCGCCCUGGGCCUACAGGAUCUCCUACGACCCGGCGCGCUACCCGCGGUCCCUGCCCGAGGCCUACUGCCUGUGCCGGGGCUGCCUGACUGGGCCGCGCGGCGAGGAGGACCCGCGCUUCCGCAGCACCCCGGUCUACAUGCCUCUGGCGGUGCUGCGGCGCACGGCGGGCUGCGCGGGUGGCCACGCGGUCUACGCGGAGGAGUAUAUCAGCCUGGCGGUGGGCUGCACCUGUGUGCCCGCGCCCGCCAAGGACGCGCUGGGCCUCAACUCCAGCCUGGACAAGCAGGCCGGCCACAGGCCCUGAGCGGCCCCAGCACCUCCCCAGGCCUGGACCUCGGUCCCAAUGAGGGAGGAGCCCAGCACACCUGUUUGCAUCGCAGGAUUCAUACCUACGCAGACUCCACUUUUUACAACAGGAGCUCUUCUAAGCACUUACACCGGAAAAGGUUCCACUUGGCAUGCAAGCAUCUCGCUAAGGUUUCUCUCUCUGUGUCUCUGUCUCUGUCUGCCUGUCUGUCUGUCUGUCUCUCUCUCUCUUUUAAAUCAGUGUCCAGACUUUAUUUUUCCCUUUCUUUUAUUAGGGCAGAGAGAAACUGAGAGGGGGACAGAGAAAAAAAAAAAAAAAAGAGAGGCCUGGAGUACUGCUUCGACUGCUUGUGAAACUCUCCCUGCAGAUGGGGACCAGGGGCUUGAACCUGUGUUCUUGUACAUGGUAGCAUGUGCACUUAACUUGGUGUACCACCACCCCGCUCCUUUUCCUUCUUUUUUUUUUUUUUUUUUUAAGAUAGGGAGAUAGAGACAGAGAAGGUGACAAAGACCACAGUACCAAAGCUUCCUUCAAUGUAGUAAGGGCCCUGCUCAAACCUGGUUCAUGCACAAGGCAAUGCUGGCCUACGUAGAGCUUUGCUGUUUGGUUUUUGCAUAACCAUUAUGCUAUCUACCCUCCACCCAUCUUUUUUUUAUUUUCCCCCUUCUGGUAGAAUUUUCUAGAAGAAAUAUGAGUGUCAUUCUCAGAGCAGCUCUUUCUACCGGGCACCACAACCUGGUCUCCGUACUCACCUGCCUCUCCAGCCCCCUCACCAAGCCUUCUCCAGGGUGGGGAAGGGAAGGAAGCACAGCAGACUCCAUGACCUCAGAACCUGGUAGCCGACUCGUGCAGCCUCAUUCACCAAUCCGGCAUAAAGGCGGCAGAUGCACACUGCAACCUCAUGUCUUUGCUGCUGGAACCCUGUGGACGGUCGGGAGUGUGGUGUGAUGAGACAUGGGAGGCGUUCCUGGACAGGUCUCGAAAAGAAUCAGAGUCUGGGAUGAAUGUUAAGGGCAUUGGGGAGAAGCCAAGAAGGAGGAGAGAUGUUUGUGAUUCACCAGUUCCAGUUGGGACUGAAGGCCACUGGGCCCUGUGUUGCAGUGAGAGGUUAUUCUGUCUAGAGGCUGAAACCCAGCUUUAACAGGGUUUCUUGUGGAAGUGAGAAGCUCUUCCUGACAAGAAAGCAGUAGUGCUGAAGGGCUGGAUUGGGAUUCCAUGGCCUUUUGAUGGGGUGUGGUGCUAUUAAAGGCUGGCUCUACCAUCA